Ooceraea biroi (clonal raider ant) is the source of this 2232-nucleotide messenger RNA. RefSeq names its product Trapped in endoderm 1 (gene Tre1). Gene Ontology annotation, molecular function: G protein-coupled receptor activity. Gene Ontology annotation, cellular component: membrane. Gene Ontology annotation, biological process: G protein-coupled receptor signaling pathway. Lineage: Eukaryota; Metazoa; Arthropoda; Insecta; Hymenoptera; Formicidae. The record is from RefSeq and is a predicted model, not a curated record.
CUUGUGGUGUACUCGCGUCAAAGGGUACACGCAUCAGCGAAGUCCGUCAGUCUGCGGACGGGAUGUCUGCCGGAAUAACGGCAGCGAUCCAGGCAUCGCGCUGAUCCUUGUAAUAGCACUUGCUUGUCAAUAAACAUCGAAACGGUGAGCGAAGGGACAAACUUUUCUUUAGCUAAGAAAAAGCAAAAGCGCGACAUCGCUCUUGAGGCACAGUGAUACACCUGCAACGAUAAAGCGCAUGUAAAUGAGAGAGAAGUCGGCUGUUUAUCGUGCGACGAAGAACAAGCAAUGGAGAAACGAUAUGGACAUGCAUAAUGUGGAUGACAAAUAAAAUUAUACUUUUUAAUUAUGAGAAAAACAAAUGUGGUCCAUGAAAAAUUAAACUGAAGUGACGUAAACCGUGUAUCAAGAAUCGAGAAACAAGGGAGACGAUUGACACGAAUUGUUAAAACGGCAAUUUAAUUAAAGUGCCAUAAAAUACUGCGCUGCUACAGUAAUUGCUGGAUGAGUUUUGGGAAAAUAUACGAGUAACAGCUGCGAUGCAGCGGCACGAGAUGAUUCAAUGAGCUCUUUUCCAUUGGAGAGGCCAAAGUUCGCGUUGUCGUGGCUACUAAGCAGAGAUCAGUAUUCCGAGAAGGUCACAAAAAUUUAUCGGCGUGACUAACGGUGUGUUUUUUAAUGGUAGAGCGAGCAAUAAGAAAAGAUAUGGAAAUGAAUUGAUGCAGCACGCGUGAUAAGAAGAUUGAACGUAUACUUUGAGGGGUGCACGUUCUCGUUGACUCUCCUUCUUCGCGGCCCCCGAUGCAUCCUCUUUGCGUCGUCGCGAGAAAAUUGAGAGAGUGGAGCAGAGAGAAACUAAUGAGUAAAGGGAGAAGUAACGAGAAGGAAUCGCGAUUAAAUGAAUGCGAAUAAAUCAGGCGGCGCAUAAACCACGUUGAUUUCUGACUGCUCAAAGAAUGCAAAGAAAGAAGAAAGUCCAUUUUCUGCACAUUUACUAAAAGAUGGAGAAUUUCACGGCCAACAUCACGAUCUUCGGAAUUGCUUCGGGAAACGAAGAAUUCAAGUAUCCGCGAUUUGUGACUAUCGUCGCUGCUAUUUGUGCCAUAAUAUUCAGCAUUAUUGGAGUAUUAGGCAAUUUAGUGACGGUGAUUGCGUUAUUAAAAUAUACAAAAUUAAGGCGACAUGCCACUACAGCAUUCGUGAUAAGCCUCAGCGUCUCCGAUUUAAUCUUUUCGGCUGUUAAUUUGCCACUAACUGCCAGUAGAUACUUACACGAAGCAUGGGUUUUAGGCGGGACUCUGUGUAAAAUAUUUCCUUUGUUCUUUUAUGGGAAUGUCGCUGUAUCCUUACUUAGCAUGGUAGCCAUUACUAUUAACAGAUACAUACUGAUCUCACGACCGGACAUCUACAACCAGUUGUACACCAAUCGCGGUAUAACGCUGAUGUUAAUAGCCAUAUGGAGCCUAAGCUUCGCGAUGUUGCUUCCACCUUUGGUCGGAAUUUGGGGAACUCUAGGAUUAGAUCCAGCCACCUUCUCAUGCACCAUAUUGAAGAAAAACGGUUCUAGCCCCAAGAAGUUCCUGUUUGUUCUGGGUUUCCUUGUACCGUGCAUGGUGAUCAGUGUCUCGUAUCUGUGCAUAUAUUGGCGUGUCCGGACAAGUCGGAAGAAUCUUGAAGCUCAUGCUGCAGAAGGCAGAGGCGGCGGUUUUCGGCGAAUGGAGGAUAGUAGGAUGACCAGACUGAUGCUCACUAUCUUUCUUUACUUCCUCAUGUGUUUUCUGCCACUGAUGCUGGUGAAUGUGAUCGAUGAUCGGAUGAAGAUCCCAAUACUUCACGUAGUGGCAUCCGUGCUCGCUUGGGCAUCCGCCGUGAUAAACCCUUUCAUCUAUGCCGCAACCAACAACCUCUACAGGAAGGCUUACAAACAGAUCCUGUGUCUUGCUUCGAACAGGAGUCCCACGGCCGGUCCUAAGCCGGGACAUUUUCACUCGAGUAAGGUUUCAUCGCCACAUACGACGUAAAACUUACCAUGUGUUCUCAAAGACAAUUUUUUUAAGCAAAAUCAGUGACGAAGAAAAACUGAUAAUAGCAUAUUAUUUCUUAUGUAAGAGAUUGAGCAUUUAAAAAGUAGACGUAUAAAAAAAGACAACUUUUAUAAGCAUAUAAGUAUAUAAGAUUACGAAUCUGAAAAUGUAACAGAUCGUAGUUUCGCAAAAUAAAUCUUUACCAGAA